GAGGGGGUCAUGGGCAUCAGCAGCUUCCCCAGUCCCACUUCCUUGCUCCCCUUUCCUGCCUGAACUGGGAGAAUGUGUGACAAGGACCUUUUUAGUACAUGUGCUGCUGAAGCAAGCACUUGGCAAGGCUGGUGGAGAAGAGUCUGGGAGGUACAGAUGCAGCCCUGCACCCUCUUCCUGACCCGAAACUUACCCAGGCGUGUUCUUCCCCUAGGGAAGGGGACAGGAGGACACGGUCCUGAGAAAGGCUCUCAAGACAGUGCUGGGGAAGGAAGUCCCCCAAAUGUCUGUGCUGGGACCUAAGCUAUCACUCCGGCAGGAUUGGCUCAGGAAAGCGGACUCCAGCUGGGCAUGGUUUAUGCAAGUCUGUAAUUCCAGCACUCAGGAGGCUGAGGCCGGAGAGUCACUGCGAGUUUGAGGCCAGCCUGGGUUACGUAGUGAUUUCAAAGCCAGCCUGAAUUACAGAGCAAGACCGGAUGGGACUCCAAGGCUUCUCCCUAGGAAGCUUCCUGGAAGAAGGGAAUGUGCGGAAGCUCAGAAAGGAGGAGGAAGGGGAAACCCACUUUAGAGGCCCCCUUCUGUCUCUCUUAGAAGCUUUCUCUCAGUAAAUUCUUCCUACUCUUGAAAAAAAGGAAAAGGAGAGAGACUUGGAGCAGGACUGACUUCCGGGGCUCUGGGGGAUCAUGGGGCCCUUGCAAACAGCAGGUCACUCCUUUAACUUGGUCCUCCUCCUCCUCAGUCUUGCACUAAACUCUGAAUUUCUCUCAGCCGUUCCCUUUUGGAGGUCUCUCAAAAACAGGACAGACUUGUUCAUUUCCUGGGACAUCCCCCCAGCCACAGCCAGAAUGCCUUCGACACCUCCCCCAUGAGGCUGCCGUCCUGGUAGGAAGGCUGAGCGUCCCUCUGGCUGGAGCUUUAAGUCCCUCUCGCCCUGGGUGCUACUAACCUUGUCCCACGCCUGUGGGUGGAAAUGGGCUGAGCAAGGACAACAGGAAAGACUUCUUGGCAAGGACCCUGGUCAGGGAAACCUGUGUAAGGAGGAGGCAGGGAUGGGGACAGAGGGUGUGCACAGCCCGAAUGGUAGGACCCAGGCUUUGCCUGUCUCCUGGGGCCCACUGUUCAUUUAUCUAUUACCUCUUGGUGCUGGACACCCUGGGAAUCGCAAGGGCUGCAGUGAGGGACACGAUCGCUGUCUUCUUGCUGCUUACAGCCUAGGGGAGAUGACCUUAAGCAGAGACUCAGUGAUGAAAGGGAAGUACUCCACAUUACCAGAGGCACCUUCUUGUGAUGUUUGUUUUCAUGGCUUCCGCAGACCCUGGACAUGCCGGGAGGCCAUAGUGACCGUGAGGACACAUCAGGCCGAGUCCCACAGCCUAGUGGACCCUGUCUUGGACUCACCAAUCCUCAGCCUCCGACAAAACCGGCUCCUCCAGAGUGUCUCCCCAAAAAGGCCUUCCCUAGGGAGCCUGUCUGCCCAUGAGUCCUGGAUCUCAGAUUAAAGUUUUCUUUCUUUUUUUUUUUUUAGAGGAAGGUUUUUUUGGUUUUGUUUUCAGUACUGAAGAUUAAACCCUCAGGCCCUUCACACUCUUCUCCCAGCCCGUUUUAUUUUUUAUUUUGAGAUGGCUAAAUUGUUAAAUUGGCCAGACUGCGCUCAAACUUGCAAUCCUCCUGCCUCAGCCUCCCAGAGUGCUGAGAUUAUAAGUGUAUGUCACUGUGCCCAGCUAGCUGUUCUAGCUGGUGUAGACAGCCCUGCCUUUGUGGCACAUCUCAGAUCUCCACCAGUGCUGCUGGCAGAGGCCUGAGGCCCUCACCGCCCUAAAGUUCAAACACCUUCCCCCAGCCCCUGGCCACACCCCUAGUUAUUUCUCUUUGCUCCUAUUGGUCACCUCAGCUCAGGGAGUGAUAAGGCUGUAUUGCUCUGGCUCAGGAGGCUCAAGGUGCCACUCAGCAAAGGGGGCGGAACCAGGGGGUGGAACCCAGACCACGGGUCAAGGUCAGUGGACUGGGUGGGGAAGGGGGUGCUUCUAGGCUGCAGAGCGCCCUGUGUGAUUCCUCUGUACAGCAUGGAGACCGCUUCCAGCCUCCUCCGCAGGGGUCUCCAAGUAUUUGCGGUCCUGCAAUGGGUCUUCUCCUUCUUGGGACUUGCCCAGGUGUGCUUGGUGGCCUUGCUCCUCGCUGCCCUGGGCCGGGCCUGGAUCCUUGUGGCCCUCUACCUAGCCUGGCUCUACAGAGACAGAGACACACCCAGGGCUGGAGGCCGCCGCUCAGCCUGGGUCCGCAGCUGGGCCAUCUGGAGACAUUUCCGAGACUACUUUCCUAUCACGCUGGUUAAAACCGCAGAGUUGGAUCCCUCCCAGAACUACCUCUUUGGCUUCCACCCUCACGGGGUCCUGGUUGUGGGCGCCUUUGCCAACUUCUGCACCGAGGCCACUGGCUUCUCCUGCCUCUUCCCGGGCCUGCGCCCGCAUCUGCUCAUGCUGCCCUGUUGGUUCCAAGUCCCUUUCUUCCGGGACUACAUCAUGACCAGUGGCUUGGUCUCCUCCGACAAAGCCAGUGCUGCCUAUCUGCUGUCGCGUCCUGGGGGCGGCCAGGUGGCCGUCCUCGUAGUGGGAGGGCCCCUGGAGGCGCUGGAGGCAAAGCCAGGUGCACUGAGCCUGAGGAUUCGGAAUCAAAAGGGAUUCGUUAAGCUGGCGCUGGAACACGGGGCGUCCCUGGUGCCUGUCUUCUCCUUCGGGGAGAACGAGCUAUUCCAGCAGUUCCCAAAUUCACCCGGUUCGUGGGUGCGAAGGGCUCAGGAGGCGCUGCAGCCCCUGCUGCGCGUGGCCCUGCCGCUGUUCUACGGCCGCGGGGGGCUCCUGCUGCCCUUCCGGACGCCCAUCCGCACCUGGGCGCUGCGAUCCCGGUGCAGCGAUGCCCAAAGCCCAGCCGCGCGCAGGUGGACGAGCUGCACGCGGUCUACGUGGAGCGUCUCACGCAGCUCUUCGAGGAGCACAAGGCGCGCUACGGGGUCCCAACCGACCGGCACCUCCUGCUCAACUAGGCGCUCCGCCCCUCCCGCCCCGCCCCCUCCCGGCCCCGCCCUGUGCCCUUGGCUACCGCGGGUCGGGGAGUGGAAUUAAAGAUGGGAACGUA
This is a messenger RNA of Chinchilla lanigera (long-tailed chinchilla), 3132 nucleotides long. RefSeq names its product monoacylglycerol O-acyltransferase 3 (gene Mogat3). Gene Ontology annotation, biological process: diacylglycerol biosynthetic process; triglyceride biosynthetic process. The transcript has 6 exons. The record is from RefSeq and is a predicted model, not a curated record. Gene Ontology annotation, molecular function: diacylglycerol O-acyltransferase activity. The coding region runs from base 2064 to 3119 and encodes 351 amino acids. Gene Ontology annotation, cellular component: endoplasmic reticulum membrane. Lineage: Eukaryota; Metazoa; Chordata; Mammalia; Rodentia; Chinchillidae.